Messenger RNA from Lactuca saligna, 3696 nucleotides. Lineage: Eukaryota; Viridiplantae; Streptophyta; Magnoliopsida; Asterales; Asteraceae. The record is from the annotation of a GenBank genome assembly.
AUGAUACCAACAUGGAGUCUUUUCCCAAUGACGCUUAGUUUCGGGAUCUGGAAUGUUAGGGGCUUUAAUCAGUCUCCUAAACAAAAAGAAAUAAAAAAGUUAAUUCAGUUGAAUAAUUUGAGUUUAUUAGCUGUUCUUGAGCCUCAAGCCAGUUUUGGUAAACUUGAAGAGAAGUGUGACAAAAUCUUUGGUUCUUGGAAGUGGAUUGCUAAUAAAGGUUCUUAUGGUACUACUUCUCGAAUAAUUCUUGGAUGGAAUCCCUGUUUUUUUAAUUUUAACUUGAUUGAUCACAAUGAUCAAGUUUUUCAUUUUAAAGUCAGUUUUCCAAACAACAAUAAACAUGUUUUCUGUUCCAUUGUUUACGCUGCCAAUAAGUAUAUUGAUAGAAGAGCUUUAUGGUCUUCUCUUGUGUUUCACAACAACUUCGUUGGUGAUGAUCCUUGGCUGGUUGGGGGUGAUUUUAAUGUCACCCUUAGUCUUAAUGAUAGCAUGGCUGGCUCUUCUAGAUAUACCAAAGGCAUGGUUGACUUCCUUGAUUGCAUUAAUUCUCUGGAAAUUCAAGAUAUCAAUAGUAAUGGAUUAAACUAUACUUGGAAUCAAAAACCGCAGGGCAGCAUUGGUAUUUUGAAAAAAUUGGAUCGAGUGAUGGUCAAUAGUAAGUUACUUGAUGAUUUUCCUUCGAUUUAUGCUUCUUUUCUGCCCUAUGGAAUUUCGGAUCAUAGCCCAAUGGUCAUCAAAAUCCCGAUUAGAAAUAAGUUUAAAGUGCUUCCUUUCAAAUUCCCUAAUGUCCUUGUUUUAAAUCCGGAGUUGAAAGUUUUGGUGGAAAAGCAUUGGAAUGUUGAAAUUCAAGGAAUCAAGAUGUUUUGUUUAUUGCAAAAGCUUAAAAAUCUCAAGAAGCCAAUUCGUAAAUUGCUAAAAAUUCAGGGGCAUUUUUCGGAAAAUGUUAAUCAUAUUCGAAAGGAGCUGGAAGCGGUCCAAGUUGAUCUGGAUUUGGAUCCUUUCAAUUCAAGUCUUCGUGAUUUAGAAGCCAUUUUUCUUGGUGAACUUAAAAAAGCUUAUGAGAAAGAAGAAAUUUUUUUGAAACAAAAAGCUAAAAUUCAUUGGCUAAAAGAGGGGGAUUGCAAUUCUAAGUUUUUUCACAGAAUUGUUAAAGGGAGAUCUCAUAAAAAUAGAAUUGAAGCUAUUAUGAAUUGUGAAGGGAAAUGGCUGGAAGGUGAAGAUGUCUACAAAGAAUUUAUGGAUUAUUUCAAAGAUUUUUUAGGUUCUGAUGUUACUUGUGGAGAGAUUAAUCAACCCAAUUCUUUGUUUUGUAAUAAACUUGAUCUUGCUGUUGCUGUUGAGAUGAUUAAGGUUGUGUCUGAUGAAGAAAUCAAAGCUGCCCUUUUUGAUAUUGAAGAUGAUAAAUCUCCUGGUCCUGAUGGUUACUCGGCUAAAUUUUUUAAAGCUAUGUGGUCUGUUAUAAGGAAGGAUUUUUGUCUCGCUGUUAAAGUAUUUUUUGCUAGUGGAAAAAUUCUCAAAGAAGUCAAUGCCACUGCCAUUGCUUUAGUCCCAAAAUCUGAUUCUCCUGGAAAAGUGAAUGAUUUUAGACCUAUUUCUUGCUGCUCGGUUAUUUAUAAAUGCAUUAGUAAGGCGAUUGUUGCUAGAAUAAGGAAUCACUUGGGAUCCAUUGUUGCUGAAAAUCAGUCUACUUUUAUUCCUGGAAGAUCGAUCACUGAUAAUAUUCUUCUUUCUCAAGAACUUGUUCGAGGAUAUCACAGAAACCGUGGGUUUUCUAGAUGUGCUCUUAAGGUGGACAUCCAAAAAGCUUAUGACACAGUUAGCUGGUCAUUUCUUCAAGAUAUUCUUUUCCUUUUUGGAUUUCAUCCAGCUAUGAUAAAGUGGAUCAUGCAAUGUGUGAGCUCCCCCUCGUAUAUGAUUAGCAUUAAUGGUUCCUUCCAUGGUUAUUUUGAAGGGAAGAGAGGUCUUAGACAGGGUUGUCCUUUAUCUCCCUAUCUUUUCACUUUGGUGAUGGAAACUUUUAAUUUGAUAAUUCAAAGAAGAAUAAAAAAUGAACCAUUGUUCAAGUACCAUUGGAGAUGUAAGAAACUAAAGCUCACUCACCUCUGUUUUGCGGAUGACUUGAUGAUUUUCAGUCAUGGUAAUGCUGCUUCGGUUAGGUUCAUCAAGGAGAGUCUUGAAGAAUUUGCUUUAGUGGCUGGCCUUCAUCCAAAUUUCUCAAAAAGCCAUAUUUUCUUUGGAAAUGUUAAAGCUAAUGUGAAGGGGAAAAUUCUUGAAACUCUUCCUUUUUUUGAAGGGAAGCUCCCUAUGCGAUACUUGGGAAUUCCUCUCAUUUCGACUAGAUUGUUCAUUCGUGACUGCAAAAGACUUGUUGAUAAAGUUCGAUGCAGAAUUGGGGACUGGAGAAAUAAAUUUCUAUCUUAUGCUGGUAGAUUGCAACUUAUUUCUUCAGUUCUUUUUUCUCUUCCUGUGUAUUGGGCUUCAUGUCUUCUUAUUCCGGCUGCUAUUACCAAGGAGAUAGAGAAAUUUAUGAAAAACUUUCUUUGGGAUUGUGAUGAGUCAAAAAAAGGGAGAGCCAAAAUUGCUUGGUCGUCUGUAUGCAAACCAGUGGAGUUUGGGGGUCUUGGUCUCAGAAAUCUUAGAGCUUGGAACAAAGCUGUUCUUUCUAAGAGAAUCUGGAUGAUUGUUUCCAACUUUGAUUCUUUAUGGGUGAGAUGGAUAAAUACUUAUGUUUUAAAAGGAAGAAGCUUUUGGGAUGUUGAAGAAAAACAAGAUUUGAGUUGGAGUUGGAGAAACUUGCUUAGAUUAAGACCUCAAUUUCGAAAUCAUUUCUUUACAAAAAUUGGGAAUGGUGCUAAUACGUUUAUGUGGUAUGAUGAUUGGCAUCAUCUUGGAGCUCUCUCUUCUGUACAUUCUCCAAGAGAGAUUGCUAGUGUUGGGUUCAAAAUUUCAGAUAAGGUCAAGGAUUUUAUUGUUGAUAAUUCUUGGUUUUGGCCUCCUGAUUGGAUUUCCCUUAUUCCUCAGCUAAGUAUCUAUCAAUUACCGGUUCUUGACCCUUUGGCUGCUGAUAGAGUCUUAUGGAGGAAAAGAGAUGGUCAAAUGGUUGAGUUUGACAUUCAUCAAGUUUGGAUUGAUCUUUGUAAUUGUGGUCAAAAGGUCCCUUGGGUUCAUCUUGUUUGGUUCAAACAACGUAUUUCUAGACACAGUUUCAUUUUAUGGCUUGCUAUACAGGAGAGACUCAUGACACAGGAUAGAAUGAGAUUCUGGGACAAAAAUAAAAAUCUCAAGUGUACUCUGUGUAAUUUACAAUCGGAUUCGCAUUCUCAUUUGUUCUUUGAAUGCCCGUAUUCCUCUUUGAUUUGGAAGGCUGUGAAAGAUAAAGUGGAGUUAAUAAGUGUCCCUCACGGAUGGAAAGAGAUUAUUGAAGACCUACAGGUUUCCCUUAAAGGAAAGAGCAUUCAUGCUUUUAUUAUGAGAAUUGCCUUUGCUGCCACGGUUUAUCAUGUUUGGAGGGAAAGGAAUUCUAGAUUAUUUCGCAGAGGCAAGAUUGAUGAGAAUAAAGUGAUUUUGUAUAUCUUUGAGGACAUUCGCCUUAAGCUCAUUGGUCUUAAAAGUGAUUUUGUGGGGUUUAAUAAUUCUGUUAAAAUGAAGUGGGGUAUCCCUGUUGGUGAGGAAAAUAUUGACUGUCUUGAUGAUUAA